GUGACGGUGUAAGUUUCUAGAAUGCUUUCCCAGAGUACAUUGCGUGGCCAAUAUGGAGGAACUGACGGUAGAAGUCCGUGGCUCCAACGGAGCUUAUUACAAGGGAUUUGUCAAAGAUGUCCAUGAUGACUCACUUACCAUUGUCUUUGAAAAUAACUGGCAACCAGAACGGCAGGUUCCUUUCAGUGAUGUACGAUUGCCGCCUCCUCCAGAUGCAAAAAAGGAAAUUGGUGAAGGUGAAGAAGUUGAGAUUUACUCCAGAGCUAAUGAUCAGGAGCCAUGUGGAUGGUGGCUGGCAAAAGUGCGAAUGAUGAAGGGUGAUUUUUAUGUAAUUGAGUACGCUGCUUGUGAUGCCACAUACAAUGAAAUAGUCACCUUUGAGCGUCUUCGGCCAGUCAAUCUUAACAAACCUGUGACAAAGAACACUUUCUUCAAGUGCACUGUACCAGUCCCUGAGGAUCUGAGAGUUGCAUGUGAAAAUGAACUUGCACAUAAGGAUUUUAAAAAAGCAAUUGGAGCCUGUCGCAUCUUCUACAGUGUGGAAAUAGGCCAGUUAGUCAUAUUGUCCACAAAUGAAGCCACAAUUAAGAGGGUUAACAUACUGAGUGACAUGCACUUGCGAAGUAUUCGUACAAAACUGAUGCUCAUGUCUAGAAAUGAAGAAGCUACAAAACACUUGGAGAGUACAAAGCAGCUGGCAGCUGCCUUCCAUGAGGAGUUUACUGUGAGGGAGGACUUGAUGGGUCUUGCCAUUGGAAGUCAUGGCAGCAAUAUUCAGCAAGCAAGGAAAGUGCCAGGAGUUACAGCAAUUGAACUGGAGGAAGACAGCGGUACGUUUAGAAUUUAUGGAGAGAGUGCUGAAGCAGUAAAGAAGGCCAGGAGUUACCUUGAGUUUAUAGAAGACUCUGCUCAGGUUCCUAGACAUUUGGUUGGAAAAGUGAUUGGAAAAGCUGGAAAAGUCAUCCAAGAAAUUGUGGAUAAAUCUGGAGUUGUACGAGUCCGAAUCGAGGGUGACAAUGACAACAGACAUCCCAGGGAAGAGAUGCAGGGAAUGGUUCCUUUCACAUUUGUUGGCACAAAGGAGAGUAUUGGGAACGUUCAUGUUCUUCUGGAGUAUCACAUUUCCUACCUUAAUGAGGUCGAACAGCUGAGAAUGGAAAGGCUGCAGAUAGAUGAACAGCUCCGGCAGAUAGGGAUGGGCUUUAGGCCUUCGUCCAGCCGGACUGCUGAGAAAGAUAAAGGCUACACGACGGACGAAAGCACCUCUGCUUCCUCCCUGCAUGGCAGCCGCUCCUACAGCGGCCGAGGCCGGGGGCGCAGGGGCCCCAACUACACCUCUGGAUAUGGCACAAAUUCGGAGCAGUCCAACGCGUCGGAAACGGAGUCGGACAGGAAGGACGAACUGAGCGACUGGUCCCUGGCAGGGGAAGACCGCGACCGGGAGCUGAGGCACCAGCGGGACAGCAGGAGGCGGCCGGGGACGGGCAGGGGCCGUGGAGGCACUGGAGGCAGAGGGCGGGCAGCAGGGCGGGGCAGUGCCAUCUCCUCCAUCAGCUCAGUGCUCAAAGAUCCUGACAGCAACCCUUACAGCAUAUUGGACAACACUGAAACGGACCAGACUGCUGACACGGACGCCAGUGAUUCUCACCACAGCGCCAGCCGGCGCCGGCGCUCCCGCAGGCGCAGGACUGAUGGGGACGCCACAGUUAUCGAUGGCAUGACAGAGUCCGAUAGUGCAUCGGUCAAUGAGAAUGGUAUAGAUGAUUUGGAGGCAAAACCUCAGCGGCGUCACCGUAGCCGCAAGCGGCGUCUCCGCCCACCGGCAGAAGACAGGCAGCCAGUUACAGUGGCGGAUUAUAUAUCACGUGCUGAAUCACAGAGCAGACAAAACCCACCAAAGGAUAAUCUGAAAAAGAACAAAAAGGAAAUGGGGCAAGUUGAUCUCAUAGAAGAACACAGCACAUUGGAAAAGAUGAUAAAUGGUCCAAGUAAUGGAUCUGGUGACGAACUAGGAAAGUUUCAAUGCACUCCUACUGAAAGAACGCAGAAGGUAACUUAUCAAGGUGAUGGAAAUAAUCAAGAAACCGUGCUGAAUGGGGUCUCUUAAGUAACUCAAUCUAAAUCUAACAGUAACUUUCAUGUUACAAUAGUGCUUGUACAAGCUUGCCAAAGAUAGAAAUAUGGACUGCCAGAUUUUUUUACUGCACUUUUCAGUUCCUUCAUACUGGAACGCAAUGGGAUAGAUCCAGAAAAUAUAAUAAGUACAAAUUACACUUAGUAAGUUCAAAGUACAUUAUCAGAUGUUGUGCCUUCAGAAAGUAGAUUCAACAUAAGAAGUUUGCUGGCCGUAGAAAACAUAACUCUUGUUGAAUAAGACGAUUACGGGAAGACCCCUGACAUCCUAAUACCUGUUAUGAAAAGUAUUAGCUGCUUUUGUUACGUUUUAAUAUGCAACCACUUCUUCAUAAGAGGAAAUUUAGUAAAUGCAGUCAAAAAAUUGCACUGAAUUGUACUUUUCCCAUUAGAAUUUGUCAGUCUGGAAACUGGUCUGUUUUACUCAAACUUUGUUGUCCAUUUUUUUAAAUGCUGUAAGACAAUUCCUGCGGAAUGCUGGAGGAAUGGAUUUUACUUCUUGUCUGCAGGAACACUGGAGAGAUAUUGGCAGUGACUGUUUUGCAAAGGGGCUUUGUUUGGUUUAUUUAUUUAAAAAUGUACAGUAUUUAAAAACAAAGCAUAGAUUUUGUUUAAACACUAAACUGGCUGAAAGUGUUUCAAAACAUUAAUUGAACUACUGAAAGAUCAAUUUCCAGAAUUUUUUUUGUUAUGUAAACUGUUGGUUAGUCCGGGAUUUUUUUAAAUUAUCCUUUUGGUUGUUGUGCAAUAUGUUUUGUAUGCAGGUAGUUCUUAAAUAAAACUUGAUCUUCCAUCUUUCGACUUGAAUAUGUUACCUUUUUUAACUUUCACAAUUCUGUAUCAAUGUUUUCAUUUUCAUAAAAAUAAAAGACUCCUGUGUGUAUAUACAGUGCUUACUUGGUUAGACAGCUAUUUACUCUGUCAAAUCAGUUCUCUGAUGACAACAUUAAACUCAAAAGCCUGCAUUUUACCAUUGA
Molecule: messenger RNA, 3110 nt
Organism: Lepisosteus oculatus (spotted gar)
Lineage: Eukaryota; Metazoa; Chordata; Actinopteri; Semionotiformes; Lepisosteidae
Source: RefSeq, a predicted model, not a curated record